AUGCGUAGUUUUUAUGAAGAAAUUAUAAAUGAUAAUUAUUUUUCAGGUUACACGGGAACGCAGUGUGAGAUCGACAUCGAUGAAUGCGCAACGAACCCCUGCCUGAACAACGGUGUAUGCACGGACUUGGUGAAUUCAUUUAAAUGUGACUGCGCGAAAGGAUUCGCGGGAUCGCAUUGUCAGAUAAACAUAGACGAUUGUGCGUCAGCGCCUUGCAAAAACGGUGGCACAUGCCAGGACUCGAUAGCCAAAUACACAUGUGAAUGUCCGCCAGGAUUCACCGGAGCCUCUUGUGAAACGAAUAUCAAUGACUGCCAGUCGAAUCCAUGUCACAGCGGGACCUGCAUCGACGGAGAGAACUCAUUUACCUGCAGCUGUUUCCCCGGUUUCACUGGGAAACUCUGUCAAACCCAGAUUGACGAGUGCGAGAGCAAUCCUUGUCAGUUCGGUGGUAGAUGCGAGGAUAGAAUAAACGGAUAUCAGUGCAUAUGUCGCCCUGGUACCUCCGGCACUAAUUGCGAAAUCAAUGUCAAUGAGUGCUACAGCAAUCCUUGCAGAAACGGCGCCAGGUGCAUCGACGGCAUCAACAGGUACUCAUGUGAAUGCGAGCCAGGUUUCACAGGCCAGCACUGCGAGACGGACAUCAACGAGUGUUCAAGCAACCCUUGUGCAAACGGCGGCCGCUGCAUCGACCUGAUAAACGGCUACCGCUGCGAAUGUCCAAGAGGUUACUACGACGCGCGUUGCCUAAGCGACGUGGACGAAUGCGCGAGCAAUCCUUGCGUAAACGGCGGAACCUGCGAGGACGGAGUGAACCAGUACAUUUGCCACUGUCUCCCCGGUUACGGCGGCAAAAGAUGUGAAGCAGACAUCGACGAGUGUGGUUCCAACCCCUGCCAACACGGCGGUUCCUGCAUCGACCACCUGAACGACUACAGCUGUCAAUGUCUCGCCGGCUACGCAGGUAUAAACUGCGAAACGAACAUCGACGACUGCGUGGCGAACCCUUGUCAAAACGGAGGUUCCUGCAUCGACCUAGUCAACGACUACAAAUGCGUCUGCGAACUGCCUCACACCGGCCGGAACUGCGAGGACAAACUAGACCCCUGUUCCCCGAACAAAUGUCUCCACGGCGCGAAAUGUACCCCAUCUUCAAACUUCCUAGACUUCGCCUGUACCUGCCCAGUCGGUUACACCGGGCGUCUCUGCGACGAGGACGUAGACGAGUGCGUAAUGACUUCUCCGUGCCGGAACGGCGCCACCUGCCGGAACACCAACGGUUCUUACCACUGCGUCUGCGCGAAAGGCUACGAGGGCCGCGACUGUAUCAUAAACACCGACGACUGCGCGUCUUUCCCCUGCCAAAACGGCGGAACCUGUCUCGACGGAAUCGGCGACUACACCUGCUUGUGCGUCGACGGGUUCAACGGCAAGCACUGCGAGCUCGACAUUGACGAGUGUCAAUCUUCUCCUUGUCAAAACGGCGCGAUUUGCAACCAAUAUGUCAAUUCCUACACCUGCCAAUGCAAAUUAGGCUUCUCCGGAAUAAAUUGUCAAACAAACGACAACGACUGCACCACCAGCAGUUGCAUGAACGGCGGAAAGUGUCUCGACGGAAUCAACAGCUACACUUGCGUUUGCCAGCCAGGUUACACCGGCUCGAACUGCCAAUACAGAAUAAACGAGUGCGACAGUUCUCCCUGCCUCAACGGCGCAACUUGCCACGACGAUAUAAAUCAUCACUACACUUGCCAUUGUACUUACGGAUACACUGGCCAGCGUUGCGACAUGUACGUCGACUGGUGCGCGGACCAACCUUGUGAGAACGGCGCUACUUGCGUUCAGCACAAGAACAAGUACCACUGCAAUUGUUCCCCAGGCUGGACUGGAAAAGUCUGCGACGUUGAAAUGGUCUCUUGUAAAGACGCAGCCAUCCGGAAGAACAUCCCCAAGGAAUUCCUGUGCAACAACGGAACCUGCGAGGACAUCGGGAACAGCCACCGCUGUCAUUGUUUAGAAGGCUACACCGGUUCUUACUGCCAGACUGAAAUUAACGAGUGCGACUCUGCUCCUUGUCAAAACGGAGCUAUUUGCAAAGAUUUAAUUGGAUCCUACCAGUGCCAGUGCGCUCAAGGUUUCCAGGGUCAAGAUUGUGAGUUAAACAUUGACGACUGCCAACCCAACCCUUGUCAAUUCGGAGGAACUUGCCAUGAUUUGAUAGACAGCUUCAGCUGUUCUUGUCCUCCAGGCGCUCUGGGGUACAUUUGCGACCUGAACCCUCAAGACUGCAUGCACGACUCUUGCCACAACAACGGUACCUGCAUUGACAAAGUAGGCGGGUUUGAGUGUAUCUGCCCACCGGGAUUUGUCGGGCCUCGCUGCGAAGGUGACAUCAAUGAAUGUUUAUCUAACCCUUGUGCCAAUCCUGGAACUCAAGAUUGUGUUCAAUUGGUGAAUAAUUACCAUUGUAAUUGCAAGCCAGGCUACAUGGGGCGCCACUGCGAGGUCAAGGUUAAUUUCUGUGAAAGUUCUCCUUGUCAGAACGGCGGAGUUUGCACUGCCAAGCAAGCUGGACACAUCUGUACCUGCCCGCCAGAUUACUACGGACACAAUUGUGAGUUUGUCGGGUCUUACUGCGAUAAUAAACCUUGUCUUCAUGGAGGAACUUGUCGAGUAACUCCCACAGAAAUGGGCUACAGGUGUUACUGCCCGCCGGGAACUUCAGGAACUCACUGUGAGAUUGAUACUAAAGACGAAUGUGAGAGCAACCCUUGCCAGCAGCCUGACGCGACUUGUGAGAAUCUUGUGGGUGAUUACGCCUGCUACUGUCCUCCUAAAUGGACCGGGAAGAACUGCGAGGUCUACGAUACUAAUAGUCGGGGAGGAAUCUUUGGAAGACCUAACUCAGUAGCUCCCAAGAGUCCAGUUGACUUGGACCAGGAGCGAGAGAAGCAGAGGUGCAUGGAGAACAGAUGCGACCAGAAGGCCGGAAACGGCCGCUGUGAUCAAGAAUGCAACACUCAUGCUUGUCACUUUGACGGAAAUGACUGCUCUCUUGGUAUCAACCCCUGGAAGAACUGCACCGCGCCUAUCAACUGCUGGGAUGUCUUUAUGAACAACCAGUGCGAUGAAGUUUGCAACAACGCCCAGUGUCUCUUCGACGGGCGCGAUUGUGAGAAAACUCUGGCACCUUGUAAUCCUAUUUAUGACGCCUACUGCAGAAAACAUUACGCCAACGGGUACUGCGACUACGGCUGCAACAACGCCGAGUGCAACUGGGACGGUCUUGACUGCGAGAACGAACCCGAGUCUCUAGCCGAGGGAGUUAUUUCUAUUGUAGUUCGCAUGGACAUGAAGACCUUCCAGGAUGAAGAGCUUGCGUUCUUAAGAUACAUUGGUCAUCAAUUAAGAACUACGCUGCGCAUUAAAUUAGACGAACUGGGCAAUAGGAUGGUCUACCCAGUAAGCGACAAUGUUGACUCGAUGUUUGCAAGACCAGGAGGCUUCUCUGGAAGCAAGCAUGGAGUUAAAGCUUUUCUGGAGAUUGAUAAUCGCAAGUGUUCAACUACUGAGGGCGCAGUUUGUUUCGCUAGUGCUAAUGAAGCCGCGGAAUUCCUGGCUGCUACAGCUUCAAAGCAGGCGUUGUUGAGUAGUUAUCCGAUAGAAUCAGUCAAGGGAUUAGUUGGACCAGCUCCAGGUCCAGAAUAUCCAGAGACUCCAACGAAUUAUAAGUAUGUUUUCAUUGGACUAGUUAUUGUGCUAAUUGGCGGAAUGCUAAUUGGAGUUUUAGUCACUGCAAGGAACAAACGCGCAGUAGGCAUUACUUGGUUCCCCGAAGGGUUCUUGAGGUCCAAUGCUGGAAGUGGUCAACGGCGGCGCAGUCGCAGGCGCGGUCCAGACGGUCAAGAAAUGCGAAACUUGAACAAACAGCCGUCGGUUAAUUGCAUGGACCUUGAUAUUGUAAAUAAUCGGAGUCAACAAUGGUCUGAUGAUGAUUCUGAGCUGCCUCCGACUAAAAGAAUGCGAGCUAUUGAACCUGGGUAUGCUAGUGAUCAUACGGCGAUGACUGAGUAUGGUGAUGAAGUGAACGAUCCCAGGAUGUGGACCCAGCGGCACUUGGACGCUGCGGAGAACUGUCCGGGAGUAAAUGGAGUUCUGACUCCGCCGAAUUUAGAGCAUGGAAAGGACAUUGACGCCAAAGGCCCUUGUGGUAUGACACCGCUGAUGGUGGCGUCGGUCCGCGGCGGCGGGCUGGAUACUGGAGAAGAGGAUGAUGAUAGUGAUGGAACUGCUGCGGUUAUUGCGGACCUGGUGGCACAGGGAGCGGACCUCAAUGCCACUACGGACAAGAGUGGAGAGACUUCUCUUCACUUGGCUGCUAGAUACGCCAGGGCUGAUGCAGCCAAGAGACUGCUUGAUGCUGGAGCUGAUGCUAACUCUCAAGACAACACUGGAAGGACUCCGCUACACUCUGCUGUGGCGGCCGACGCGAUGGGAGUCUUCCAGAUUUUACUGAGGAACAGGGCUACUAAUUUGAAUGCGCGCAUGCACGAUGGAACUACUCCGCUGAUACUCGCUGCGAGGCUCGCUACUGAGGGUAUGGUUGAGGAUUUGAUCAAUGCUGAUGCUGAUAUCAAUGCUGCGGAUAAUAGUGGAAAGACAGCGUUACAUUGGGCCGCUGCGGUUAACAAUGUUGAUGCGGUUAAUAUUUUGCUGGUACAUGGCGCAAAUCGCGAUGCUCAGGAUGAUAAAGAUGAGACGCCGCUGUUUUUAGCCGCGAGAGAAGGCAGCUUUGAAGCUUGUAAAGCUUUGUUGGAUACUUUUGCCAAUAGGGAGAUUACUGAUCAUAUGGAUAGGUUGCCGAGGGAUGUUGCUAGUGAGCGGCUGCAUCAUGAUAUUGUCAGGCUGCUUGAUGAACAUGUUCCUAGGUCACCGCAAAUGGUGUCUGUUAUGCCUAAUGGACCUCUUAUGGGUUCUCCGAACCAUUCACAAUUGAUAACACCACCAACAGUGAUAGGCUCAGCGCCAAAACAGUCAAAGGCAAAGAAGCGUCCAAAAACAAGCGGCCCGGGCAACCCAACGUCGCCAGACUCAGAAGGCGCGGUGGUUGCAGCAGUCCGCAGAAAACCCUCGGUGAAGAAGCUAGCAGUGAAGCGUGGUGCUCAGCCACCCAACCAAGAAAUCCCCCAAGGAGCCGAGGGAGCUGAAGGAAACCUUCCAAGCCCGUACGACAGCGCGAGCUUGUACAGCAACGGUAUGGCUCAUGUGAACCACCCGACGCCCACGGCGAAGCAGCCGCCCCCUUACGAGGACUGCAUCAAGGGCCAGUCGAUGCAAACCCUCCAACAGCUGGGUCUGGACACCUUCACGAGUGCCUACGGUCUGCCAAAUUUUCACGACCAGCUGCUAGCACCCCACCAGCGGCAGACCCAGGGGAUGAUCAACACCCUGUCGCCGCCUUACAGCAACCAGUCUCCGCCUCACUCGGUCCAGUCUAACAUGACCUUGUCGCCCCAGGCGAGCUACAUGGGCUCCCCGUCGCCGGCCAAGAGUCGGCCAUCGCUUCCCACUUCCCCGACACACAUGGCCGCCAUGAGACAGGCGACCCACCAAAAGCAUGGAGGUAUGCCUCCAGUAGGGUUCGACUUUGAGACCCAUCCCUACGCAACUGGGCCGACCCAGAUGCAGCAGAUGCAAUCCCAGCAGCAGCAACAGCAGCAACAGCAGCAGCAGCAGCAGCAGCAACAACAGCAACAACAGCAGCAGCAGCAACAGCAGCAGUACUAUCAGUACUUGACACCUCCCUCGCAUCAUUCUGGGGCUGACGUAACUCCUCAGCACUUGAUGCAAGCCCCAGAGAGCUUCCCCACACCCUCCCCGGACAGUCCUGGGCACUGGUCUUCCAGCUCGCCACACUCCAACAGCGACUGGAGCGAAUGUAUGGCCUCUCCCAACGCCUACGCACCUGGAGCUCAGCAUCAGGGCAAUAAAGGCUCCGAGGCAAUUUAUAUUUAA
Molecule: messenger RNA, 6015 nt
Organism: Cotesia congregata
Lineage: Eukaryota; Metazoa; Arthropoda; Insecta; Hymenoptera; Braconidae
Source: the annotation of a GenBank genome assembly